Messenger RNA from Cornus florida, 3439 nucleotides. RefSeq names its product wings apart-like protein 2. Gene Ontology annotation, biological process: regulation of chromosome condensation. The coding region runs from base 359 to 3112 and encodes 917 amino acids. The record is from RefSeq and is a predicted model, not a curated record. The transcript is spliced from 13 exons. Lineage: Eukaryota; Viridiplantae; Streptophyta; Magnoliopsida; Cornales; Cornaceae.
GCAACAAUAACGUCACGAGGUUAGUUUCAAAAUUGUAAUUACUAGAUUACCCUCAACUCUAUGGCCCACAUACCGUAAUCGGUAUACCCUCAAAAUAAACGCUCAGAUUUUUAUGAAAAAAACGUUAACCUAAAAUCUUUCACUCCUUUUACUUAAAAUUUUUCGAUACUCUUCUCCCGAUCUUGAUUCAAAUCUUCAAACCAGAGCUGAACCAAGGACCUUCAACAAACCUUCCUAUACUCUUCAGAUUUACCCUCAAUUUCCGAAUUUAUUUCCCUAAAAACCCUAUCUUUCUUUCUUUGAUAGUUUCAUUACAUGAAAGAUUUGAAUUCUUUGGAACGUUACAGCCAACGGAAAAAUGAUAGUUAGAACGUACGGUCGUCGGAAUAGUCGGAAUCGAGGCAUGGCAAGAAGCUACUCCGACUCCGGUUUUGACGACGACGUAUCUGACAGCUUCAGAGACUCUUCAUCCCAAGAAAGCCCCCAAGAUAUAUACAGUUUCGCGUUCUCGUCCCAAGAUUCGUCCCACUGGGCCUUCGAUUCGGACCCCCUAGGCUCGAAUUUGCCUCAAGAAUCGCGUCAAUUGGCGAUUCUGCCUCCGAGAAAGCCACUGAUCGGCGGGAAUUUGAAGAACGGCGAUGGGGAUAUCCGGAAAUCGAAGAAGGCGAGAAACGGGAAGAGCGAAUUGGAGGUGCCCAAGAAGUUGAAAUCGAAACGGAUGAGAUCGGUGUCAGUGGUGCCGGCCACGUUGAUGUCAACGGCGACGUUGAUGGAGACGCAGGAGUUUGGGGAAAUGAUGGAACAUGUGGAUGAGGUGAAUUUCGCUUUGGAUGGAUUAAGGAAGGGCCAGCCUGCUCGGAUUAGGCGGGCGAGUCUGCUGUCUUUGUUGUCUAUAUGCGGCACUGCGCAGCAGCGGCGGCUUUUAAGAACUCAUGGGAUGGCGAAAACAAUUAUUGAUGCUGUUUUGGAACUCAGCUUUGAUGAUUCACCUAGCAAUCUGGCUGCUGCAGCACUCUUCUACAUUUUGACUAGUGAUGGUCAGGAGGAUCACCUUUUGGAUUCGCCGGGUUGCAUUCGUUUCCUAAUAAAAUUGUUGACACCACUCACCUCUGAUGCUACUAAAGACAAAGUACCAACCAUCGGCCAUAAGCUUCUAGCUUUUCGUAAGGAUGCUGGUAUCUUACAAGAUGUUAACGGAGUGGAUUCCACAUCUGCUGCAAUCAUGCUCAAAGUUCAGGAGAUUCUUGUAAGUUGCAAGGAAAUGAAGUCAAGUGAUGGCAAUGAUGCUGGAAUGGGGAAGCCGGAGUUGAGCCCAAAAUGGAUAGCUUUGUUGGUGAUGGAGAAAGCUUGCUUAUCUACAAUUUCUCUUGAAGACACCACCGGUGCUGUUAGGAAGACAGGUGGCAACUUCAAGGAAAAAUUACGAGAGCUUGGAGGACUUGAUGCGGUCUUUGAGGUCACUAGGAAUUGUCAUUCCAUUAUGGAGGGAUGGCUGGAACAAAAUUCAUCUUCAAUUCAAGAAUCGAAGGAUAAUGUCAAUCUAGAAAGUUUGGUGCUGCUUUUAAAAUGUUUGAAAAUCAUGGAAAAUGCCACAUUUCUUAGUAAGGAUAAUCAGAUUCAUUUGCUUGGAAUGAAAGGAAAGUUCGACCACAAGGGUUCCCCUCGAUCUUUUACAAAACUCGUUAUUAAAGUCAUCAAGAUCCUUUCAGGUCUAUCUUUACUGAAGAGUUCCUCGAGCAGUUCCUACGAGGAAGAGUUUUAUAAUCUUUCCAAUGGGAUUUGUGCUGCUUCUGAAAUGCCUUUAAUGGAAGAUAGCAAAGUGGACAGUGAUGAGAUCAUAUCCAUCAGUUCUUCUAUAAGGUUCAGUAGAACAGAGCAGACCACUUCUCAGAGGAGUCUCAGUGAAUCUCAGAACAGUGAAUGGUUGUUUUCUGGCCUGUCAAGGAAUUCUAAUCCCAGUUCUGAAUUUACCAACACAUCAGCUGAUAAUUGUUUGUUAAAAAUGAGAAUCAAUUCUUCCACGUCAGGCUCAUGCAGUGGAACUUCAAGGAGUUCAACUAGUGGAGUAUCUGCAAGUAAUGAUUGUUCAAGGAUGAACUUUGGUCUUGGUAAGGAACCCAAAUUUACUGGAGAAAGCAACUCCGAACUUCCAGAGGACAGCCAGGAUCCUUUUGCUUUUGAUGAAGACGAUUUUGAGCCAUCUAAGUGGGACUUACUGUCGGGAAGACAAAGAGCAUCUCAAACUCAAAAACCAAAGGCAACAUCAAGAGAACAUGAAGAUGGAUGUCAGUCCAUAGUGAUGCUAAGCCAUCAAGUAUCAGGUGAUGGCGAAAAUCAUCAUUCUAAUGAGGUCUCUUGUUCAUCUGCUGUUGAUGAAAAGAAGUCCAAUCUUCUAGUAGACUGCCUUCUUGCAGCUGUCAAGGUUCUGAUGAACUUAACAAAUGACAACCCUAUGGGCUGUCAGCAAAUUGCUUCAUGUGGAGGACUGGAGACUCUGUCCUCGUUGAUUGCAAACCACUUUCCAUUAUUCAGCUCAUUUUUGCCUCCUGUCAGUGAGAUGAGAGAUACUACCUCAUUCUCCAAAUCAAGUAUCGAAGUUGACCAUCAAAAUGACGGACAUCUCACUGAUCAAGAGUUAGAUUUUCUUGUUGCUAUCUUGGGUUUGCUUGUAAACUUGGUCGAGAAGGAUAGUUGCAACAGAUCACGGCUCGCAUCAGCCAGUGUUUCUUUGCCCGGUUUGGAAGCAGUGGAAGAUGAAAGUUGUAGGGAUGUAAUCCCACUUCUGUGUUCCAUCUUUUUGGCCAACCAGGGGGCAGGGGAAGCAGAUGAAGGGAAGCAGUUGACGUGGGAUGACGAGGCAGCUGUGUUACAGGGAGAGAGAGAAGCUGAGAAGAUGAUUGUAGAAGCUUAUUCAGCGCUUCUUCUGGCAUUCCUUUCAACUGAAAGUAUGAGCAUACGCAAUGGAAUUGCUGAAUAUCUUCCAGAUCGCAACCUGGCGGUUCUUGUACCUGUGUUGGAAAGAUUCGUGGAAUUUCAUCUGACACUAGACAUGAUCUCGCCGGAGACUCAUACAACGGUGCUUGAAGUAAUUGAAUCGUGUAGGGUUCCUUGAGAUGUUGAGAGCAUAGACAAUUUGUGUGAGCUUCAUUGUUUCUUCGGAUCAACUAUUUGUUGUUCCACGAUGCCCGUGGAGAUGGAACUGCUGGCCGCUGCACAAUAUCAAACUGACCAGGGGCCUGUCAUAUAGUCUGCUUUACCCCAUCCCUUGUUUGUAUUUUUCUCCUUUGAUUUUUUCAUUUACAUUAUUCUUCCACCUCUUUUUCACCAUCUGUGGUGCAGGCUAAAGAUGAUUGUAUACGAAAAUGAUAGCACAAAUCUAGAUGUUCUCCUACAUGCAUUGUGUAAUUUGUAUUUUUUUUUUUUUUUGUUGUAUCUGUUU